Eublepharis macularius is the source of this 2764-nucleotide messenger RNA. It is a transcript of the gene POLDIP2, whose product is annotated as DNA polymerase delta interacting protein 2. Gene Ontology annotation, molecular function: DNA binding. Gene Ontology annotation, cellular component: nucleus; mitochondrial nucleoid. NCBI's taxonomy places the organism in Eukaryota, Metazoa, Chordata, Lepidosauria, Squamata, Eublepharidae. Gene Ontology annotation, biological process: error-free translesion synthesis. The transcript is spliced from 11 exons. The record is from RefSeq and is a predicted model, not a curated record. Bases 66 to 1184 code for a protein of 372 amino acids.
GGCAUUGUGGGUGGCGGCGGCGGCUGUGGCCUUCCCGUUUCACUCUGUUCUCAGCAGCGGUGGCGAUGACGGCUUGCGCGGUGGCAGUUGCCGUUCGAGGCCGCUGCUUGGCAGCGGCAGUGCUGAGCCGGGCUAGGGCCGCCGCGGCCUCCUCACUGCCCUGGGGGGGCCUCCGUGCGGCAGUGGUGGUGGUGGGGCCGUGGGCAGGGCCUGUCCCCAGGCGCCACCUCUCUUCGCGGAACCGUCCUGAGGGCAAAGUACUGGAAACAGUGGGUGUAUUUGAAGUGCCAAAACAGCAUGGCAAAUACGAUACAGGGCAGUUAUUCCUCCAUAGCAUAUUUGGAUACCGGGGAAUAGUUUUGUUUCCUUGGCAAGCUAGGUUGUAUGAUCGAGACGUUACUUCUUCAGUGCCUGAAAAGGGUGAGAAUUCAGCUGGCCAUGGAUCCAAAGAAGUGAAGGGGAAGACGCACACUUACUAUCAGGUGCUCAUAGAUGCUCGCGACUGCCCCCAUAUAUCACAGAGAUCUCAGACAGAAGCUGUGACGUUCUUGGCAAACCACGAUGACAGCAGAGCUCUCUAUGCAAUACCAGGACUUGACUAUGUAAGCCAUGAAGACAUCCUUCCAUACACAUCCACCGAUCAAGUGCCCAUUCAGCAUGAACUGUUUGAACGGUUCCUCCAAUACGAUCAGACAAAAGUUCCACCGUUUGUGGCGAGGGAUACACUGUGUGCUUGGCAGGAGAAAAACCAUCCCUGGCUGGAACUCUCUGAUGUGCACCGGGAAACCACUGAAAACAUCCGUGUCACGGUCAUCCCUUUCUAUAUGGGCAUGCGAGAAGCCCAGAAUUCCCACGUCUACUGGUGGCGCUAUUGUAUCCGCCUGGAGAACCUGGACAACGAAGUGGUGCAGCUCCGUGAAAGACACUGGCGGAUAUUCAGCUUAUCUGGCACACUGGAGACUGUUCGUGGCCGGGGAGUAGUGGGGCGAGAGCCAGUCCUGUCCAAAGAACAGCCAGCCUUCCAGUAUAGCAGCCAUGUCUCUUUGCAAGCAUCCAGUGGCCACAUGUGGGGCACUUUCCGCUUUGAACGACCCGAUGGCUCUCACUUUGAUGUCCGAAUCCCACCUUUCUCUCUGGAAAGCAACAAGGAUGAGAAGACGCCCCCUUCUGGUCUCCACUGGUAGAGCAGUCCUCAGGAAACCAGGCGUCCAGGACCCCCCUCUUAAAGGGCUGAAAUGCAUUGGGUUUUUAAAAACGUUUUGAUUCCCUCCCCCCGUUUUUUCUUUUACCAGCUGCUGAAUUAUUUUGGGGGGAAGAUUCUGGAGCAGCUUUUAAAUUUGACUCACUUGGCACCAUUAACUCUUCCCCCCACCCCUUGGUGCUUGCUAGAACGCAAGCUGGGGUGUCUAGAACCAAGCUGCUGUGGAUGGAGCCCCCAAAGUCUGCUGGAUGUGUGAACCACUGUGAUGUGUUCCCUCCCCAAAUAAAGAAGCCUUCCCCAGUUGUAGGCCAGUCUUGCUUCCUAGCCCUGAGACAUCACUGUCUUUCCCAGUAAUACCUUUUCUAGAUUCUUCCAACUCUGACAGAGGUGGCCUCCCAUCACAAAGUUGGAGGUGGGGUAUGAUAGGAAUGGGGAAAUGCCCCAGGGCUGCUGCAUCCUGUCACCCUGGACUACACAGCUGGAGCACUCACUUCAGUACUGUUCUUUCCAUUGCUUCCUUUUAGUAGGAGCCUGAAACCCCUCGGUACUUUGGAUAGGCUGUCUCUCCUGCAGGAAUAUAUUGGUGGGCGAUUCUUUUCCAGAGUAAGUGAGUUGCCAGCUCCUACCACCCCCACCCCAUGGGCUGGGCCUUUUGCUUUAGUAGCUCUCGGUCACUGUGUGGCAUCUCCUGCCUCUGUGUUGUAUCCAAUUAAUUCACUGGGUCUUUUGUCUGCUUUGGUAGACAUGACAGAGUUUAAUACCUAUGACAGGAGCUGAGAAUAAGGCAACAGGAUUACAAUGUGUGGGUGGUAGUUUGCUGUUGCACACUGUCUUGCUGUUAAAGCAGAUUGCUUUUCUCCCAUGCAAAGCUACCAGUUGUUUCCCACUUGGGUUCCUGGAAUAUACUCCCUUUUGGGUUCCUGGUGCUGUCUGGGAGAAGGGCAGUUGUUUUAAGGUCCAAAGGCAGCAGAUGCUCAAAGGGACAAGGAGCACUUUGGCCUCUAGUUAAGCACAGCCAGAUGUACUGAGAUGAGCGCCUUUUAGCUGGUCCUUUCCUUCCUGGAUUGCAUAUUUUUUCAAGCAAUCAAAUUUUAAUACCUCUUACAAUGUAGCUGUUUCUUUGAUGAUUCUACUGUAGCUACUGCAAAUGCCAAAGAGGCUGUAACAGGCUAGGGUGUUGUCAGAAACAGCCCAGUGGUGCAGCUGUGGUAAUGCUGUACUCCCCCACCCAUGUUUCCACUCUGCUGCUGUGUCUGGCAACAGCACUUUAAAAAACAACAACUGAGCUUCAGAAUUGGAAGAGAGUAGCACACUGUACAUCUGAGAAGGCUUUCUCCUUAGUCCUACUUGUGGUUUGGGGUAGUUGAGCAAGCCAGCAGUGGGAUGGGGGAGCAUUCUUAGAUGGAGUGCCAAGGGGGGAGGGCUCUUCGGGGUGGGUCUGGGAGUGUGGGCCAGUUUCCCUGGAAGGGGCAAAUCCUCACAUGGUGCAUUGGAGCUCUCAGGCUUUUGCAGUGGCUGGUUUUGUCAUGUAAAUAACUGUAAAAAAAAUUCACUAUUCAAUAA